AGAAGAUAGACCACAUUCUUGCAUCCCCGAAAAUGUCUUUCAAGGGCAAAACUGUAGCCGUUACUGGUGCCGCAUCUGGCAUCGCACUUGCGCUCACGAAAGUCCUCGCCCAAAGAGGUGCAAAUCUUGCAUUGGCGGAUGUUCAGAAAGCCAACUUAGACAAAGUUGUGAGCGACCUCAAAGGUCAAGGCGUAGAAGUCAUCGGCACAGUUGUGGAUGUCUCCUCCAGCGAUGCAGUCGACAGGUGGAUUGCCUCCACGGUGGAACAUUUCGGCAGUCUUGAUGGCGCCGCAAAUAUUGCGGGCAUUGAGCUGGGGUUCACCAACAUCGCGGACCUGAAGAACGAGACAUGGGACCGGAUGAUUGCCAUCAAUUUGACGGGUCUAAUGUACUGUGUGCGAGCACAAAUCCGAGUCAUGAAACGGGGAGCAAGUAUCGUGAAUGCUUCCUCGCUUUCCGGGAUCACGGGAAGGCCAGGUCUGGGGGCAUAUGUUUGCUCCAAGCAUGGCGUGGUUGGACUGACCAAAACGGUUGCGAAAGAGGUUGGAUCGCAGGGUAUUCGAGUCAAUGCCGUUGCUCCUGGUCCUAUUGAGACACCCAUGCUUGACAGUUUGCUUGCAGGAACAUCGUCUUCUACUUCAAGUCAAACUACGAACACCUACUCCAGUUUGCCUUUGCAGAGGAAAGGCCAAGCUGACGAGGUUGCCAUGUUGAUUGCCUUCUUGCUCGGCGACGAAGCGUCUUUUAUGACUGGCGCCGUCGUCCCGGUGGACGGCGGCGCUGCAGCUUAGCCGGCCUCUUAGCCAUCUGGGAUAACCCAGCCUCAACAGCGAUUUCAGACUGUUAUCAAAGUUAUUGUGCCAUGUACCAAGAAUACUCGUACUUUCCGAAUAAGCCAAUUGCGCCUAGGCUAUGAAUCAGUGAUUCUUGGACGGUAUCAUCGACCCUCUUCAACGUCAG
Messenger RNA from Exophiala viscosa, 960 nucleotides. Its product is annotated as oxidoreductase. The transcript is spliced from 2 exons. Gene Ontology annotation, molecular function: oxidoreductase activity. NCBI's taxonomy places the organism in Eukaryota, Fungi, Ascomycota, Eurotiomycetes, Chaetothyriales, Herpotrichiellaceae. The coding region runs from base 33 to 791 and encodes 252 amino acids. The record is from RefSeq and is a predicted model, not a curated record.